UCUUCUCCCUUAGUUUAUUUGAUUUUAUUUCUGUCCCAAAAAAACGUCCUUUCUGUUCUUUUCGUGUACCUACUUCGUUUCUUCUUCGCCUUGAUCGUUUCUUCGUCGCCUUCUUAGUUUCCUGUUAGGGUUUGGUUUCUUGAUCGUCUUCUUGGGUUUUCUUCGUUUCUUAGCAACUGGGUGUAAAGGGAAAAAAUGGGGAAAAGAAAACGAGAGCGAAGGGAGCGGGAAAGGCAAAGUGAAAGAGACAAGAGAUGGGAAAAAGGGUCAAAUAGUCGAGAUAACCCUUUACAACUCCAUGAUACUGAUAGUGAAAGCAGUCAAGAAGUAGUCGAAGUUUCACCAGGAGGGGGCAAAUUAUUCCAGAUUAAUUUACAUCACCAUGGGGAUCUUGGUGACUUGGCCUAUUAUGGUGGGGAAGUUCAAAGUAGGAUAUACCAUAUUGGUGAGAUUGAAAUGUCCGACCUUGACAAAUGGUGUAGGAGGCUAUACGGCGGAAAAGCCAUUGUUGAUUACCAUUGGUGUCCGAAGGGAAUCGAAUACCGGGAUGGGAUAAAGGCGAUAAACCAUGAACAAGAUUUCAGGGAAAUGGCUGUGACAGGAUUGAAGGCAGGGUCUGUUGAGGUAUACGUAAGGGAGUAUUCUGUCAAGGACAUUAAAGAGUUACAUGAAAAGAUUAAGCUUGACUUGGAGCCUCCUCCUCUUCCCCCUAGUACUGUUGUUAUCGAGGAGCUUGUGGACCCGGAGGCUGGGCCAGGGGAAGAGGUGAAUAUACCAGUUCAAGUUCAGGGGCCACCUGUGAUUUUACCAGAAAUUGAGGGGGUUUUGUUGAUCGAGUGGCACGGCAACAAUGUGCAGGCACCAGUUAUAGAUGCAUUGGAGCCGGAGGAUGCAGUAGCGGGGCUGGAAGAGGGUGUGCAGGCUGCAGUUGUAGAUGCUUGGGAGCCUGACCCGUUUGUUGAUGUGGUGCAGGAGGGGCUGGAUGAGGUUCAGGAGGGGCUGGAUGAGGCGCAGGAGGGGAGAAGGAGUCUGAGGGGGCAGAGGUUACUGAAGAGGGGGAGGUGCCAGAAGGGGGGCCAGAUUGUCCCCCUUCAACUCUAG
Molecule: messenger RNA, 1101 nt
Organism: Mercurialis annua (annual mercury)
Lineage: Eukaryota; Viridiplantae; Streptophyta; Magnoliopsida; Malpighiales; Euphorbiaceae
Exons: 4
Coding region: 196-1101 (301 amino acids)
Source: RefSeq, a predicted model, not a curated record